CAUCGGUCACCCGUUCCUACUGUACUACUGCAUAAGGAGUAUCUUAUGUUUAGUGCGGUACUUCUGAUUUUGGUGAGUGGUUCAAGGUCGGUUGGGGCUCUGCUACUGUUGGGCCAGCUUCCUAUUGGAUCUCAUUAAAAUUGAAUAACUUCUCUUACUCAUAAAGUCCUACACAAUAUUAUUUUCAAAACUGAUUACAUAUAUUAAUUUGUAGGAUAUACGCAUUAUUAAACAAGAAUAUAGGAUGUAUAUACCAAACAAUUGUUUUGUCUUUUAAAAGACAAGGCCUAUAUAUAUAUUGUGUAUUUCUAUCACUGAAGGUCAACAAAUUUAAGAAUAUUAGGAUACUAUUCUUAGCCUUUCCACUUAGCCUAAAAUGCCAGUAAUCUACAAUGUUUUCCAGUUAAAUUCAGGUAAACGCAUUUACAAGUAAUAAUAUGGUAUGUAUACCGAACGAAAAACAUUAUGAGGACUUGGCCUUAGUAGUAAAGUUUUCACUAUACAGCUGCGCACUUAAUGGAGCUCGAAGUCACUGAUUUUGGUUUGCCAAAACGUAGAACAAAUAGAGAGAUCAAAGACCAGCUAGAAAAGAAGACGCUGUAUUCCCCGGUCAUCAUAGUAUUGUGUAAGACAAACUAGAAAACUCAUUGUAAGCUCCGCGACAAUAAAUAUGCUGUGCACUAGCAUUGUCAGAAUAUUGACUUCGUUUACGUUUUAAGGAAUUCCCAAACUGUUAAGGAUUGAACCCCUCAACAAUGUCAGGAAACUGUCUCCAGCAUUUCCAGUGCGUAAUCAUACUAGAGUUGCCUAAUUUUCUCAUUAUAUCUAAAAAGCCGUGGUACGUCAACAUGAUUGUCAAAUCCUGUAGUCAUGAAUCGUUAAACUUAUCUCCUCAACUAUGUGAUAAUUCGGUUUGAUACCUGGUAGGCAACCUAAUUCCUGUUAGUUUUAUCUUCAAGAAUAACACGAUGAUAUACACAAGUUGUUAUGCCGUUGGUUAUGAAGUUUUGUGUCGUAUUCAGGACAGAUAGUCUAAGCAUUUGUGGUGAUAGCUUAGUGUCCGUUGCACUCAUCAUGUUUCAAGCAAGAAAACAGCAAGUUUCUUGACAGGAGAUAUUUAGCUUACAGCUUAAUGGAUACGUUUGUAUAUGGCUUUCCAGUUCCCUUUAUCUAUGAACAUGUUUCGUAAUUGACACGAGGACAGAUAUGGCAUGUAGAGAGCCGUGAUAUAUUAUCGGGUUUCGGCAAUAGUAUUUAAUUUCAUAUAUAUGACUGCACUCUCUGAAAACUGCUCAAAAGAAUUUCCAAAAAACGGAAAAAAAAAUCUUGCCAGUUUCACAUUCAACGUAACGGGGUUCAUCUUUACACAGCUUUGUUCUCACUACAUAGAGUUAUAUCAUUAUUAGUACACCCUUCGGUAGCCAAUACUUAAGUCAUCAGGGUUUUGAUUUAAUAAUUUAAUUCUUAUGUCUUACAGAAAGCGUUCAGUAUAUUUAUUCUCUGUCUCGUUAGAUUUCCCAUAACGACACUCAUUCACGAUUUUCUGAUCUAAUUUAUGGCCUCAAAUGAAGCUUCAAUCGAGGAUUUAACAAAAUUGUUGGCGGAAUUCCAUGGUUCUUCAACCAGUUCAACUCGACGUCAGGAAAUACAGAUUUUAUUAGUAAAUUUUGAAAACUCUCCUAAUGCCUGGUAUCAUGCAAUAUGUUAUUUAUCCAUGUCUAGAAACCAGUAUGUUGUUCUCUAUUGUCUAGGCGUUAUUGAGACAACUAUUAUUCACCAAUGGCCACUUCUUUCGAAAGAUGAUAAGUUAAGAAUGCGUUCAUUUUUGAAAGAUUAUCUUAAUAAAAACUGUUUGGAUCAACCUAACUUCCUAUUAAAAAAGACCACAAAAUUACUAUCACUGACUGUUUGCUUUGAUUGGCCUGAUCAGUACAUUGAUUAUAUGGAAUUUCUCAAGUCUCAUAUCUUCAUUGAUUCAUCUAGCAAUUUAACUGAUAUCAAAACGUCGUUGAUGGGUUGGUGUUGUCUCAAGUCCAUGUAUGAAUCUUUCCUAAAUCCACCAGAAAUGAUAAGUUAUUCAAAGAAAACUGAACUUCAAAAUUUUUUGCGUAAAGAAACUACUACAUUCUGUGGAUUAUUGUGUUCAUUUAUUUCAAAUUUAUGCGGCGGUGUUGAUUGCGGAAAUCUAAUAAAUCUAUCUCAGUCUUAUUUAUUGGGACAAAAUUCUCAGUUGAUUCAAAAUAGUCAGCAUUCUCUUUGGCAACCACUUCUGGUCUUCUUAGAAUCUCUAGCCAGUGAUUGUUUAACAAAUUCUGGGACUAAAUGUUACACACUGAUUGAAUGUUUUGAAUGCUUACACGAAGUAUUAAAGUUAUGGCCCGGUCAACCUGAUCUCCUGGUAGAAAUUUUGAUACUGAUUUUUAUUUUCUCAUUGAUAGGAUCUCCUCAAUGUUUGUCAGCCUGUGUAGAAGCAGAGAUAGCUUUUGCAUUAUCAUCUCACGACUGUGAUCUCCUCAGGUUGAUUGGUUUGACUGCUUUGACUUGUUUACAUGAGUUGGUUGAGAAACGAAACGUAGACAGUUUGAUGACACAUCAAUCUAGCUUUGUAUUUCAGCUUAUCACUUGUCAUCUUAACCUAACUAGUGGUCGUAUUGUACUCAACAAGAUUUCUACACAGAAUGGUGGAAACAAGUUCAACAAUAAUAAUCAUGACAUUUCUAGUGCUCUUGCAAUGGAUAGACAAAAACAGGCUAAAUGUGACGAUUAUGAGAUGAAGUUAUUGGAGAUUAUUCGGUGUAUACUACCAAGUUGUCUUAAAUUUGUUUAUACAAGUAAUAAUUCAGAUAGCAACUUUUCAAUGGAUGGUUUAAUGACAUUUUUACAAGCUUUCCGUGAAUUCACCUUUUUCACGUCAAAUUUCGAAACAUAUUUAUCUUGCAUUAAUAUUUGGUCUGGUGUAUUCGAAUCUCUUCAGUUUUCUACGCAUCAGUCAUCUGAUUACUUAUUAUCUAAUUCAAAUUUACAUAGAAUACUCACUGAAUUUGGGAAUGCUUUAUUUUCUAGGCUUUUUUAUAGUGAGUCCUCGGCCUAUUUAGAUACAUUGGAUUACGAUAUAUUUGAAAAUGAAAUGUUAUAUAUGUCUUAUCCCACUAACGAUGAGAAUAGUUUGUUGUCAAUUGUUUUCCCAGAGGAAUUCCGUACAAAUCAUUACCAAAACAAUGAACCGUGUGAAUAUGUAAUAUUUAUUCGUGAAAGUUUAUCAACGUUUCAUCAUUUAGUGGGUCUAUUACCCCACGAUUUUACUGUACUACUUUUUCAACGGUUUCAAUGCAUUUUAAAUGAAUAUACUUUAUUGGUGAAUUCAACUGGUCUAUUGUCAGGUGUAUUUAAUUACCCUAAAGGUCAACCAGUCUAUCGUGUUCAUUGGAUCUUAAGAGAUUUUGCUUCAAUUGUACAGGUGGUUGGUUUUAUGUCAGAAAAGUUUUGCUGUGAAAAAUAUCAAGAACUUGGUCAACAAAUUCUACGUGCUCUUAUGUAUUGUUUACGUCUAAAUAGUUUGAUUUUUCCCGCUCUUCACAAUAUUAACGAGCGUCUUAUACGACUGAGUUUUGUUGAAGUUAUUGUUCAGGUAUUGCUUGUCUGGCGUGCUUUAAUCGUUUCCGGUUCUAUUGGAUUUAUUACAGACUGUAAUAAUUUGUCAUAUAAUAAAAUUUAUCUCUUAUCUACUGAAUGUGAACAUUUCUACUCAGAACUCAUGGAAAUCUUUCAAUCUUUCUUCAAACUACUUAAAGAUACCAACUUGUCGUCUUCCCCUUCCUCUUCCUCCUCCACUCUAAUAUCUUCAAGAAUUAUAUAUAGUUGUGCUCAAUUAUUUAACUGUUUAUUUACUUCAUCUUUUCGUGAUAUACGUCCCCCGAGCUCAAUUAUAUUCAAUGUAAAUUCUAGGACAUUUACCAUAUUUAACAGUAUAUUUGAUUCUGUUUGUGAACAAAAGUGUCAAACAUCCAUCAAUUAUAAUAUAUUAAACUCCUUAGUGUCUUCAUUUCUAUUUUAUUUAACUUCUGAAAAUGAAUCAAUAUCUCAUUUAUCUAACUAUAAUAAUACUAAUGAUGAACAAAACAAAUUGACCUCCAUCCGGGAUUCAUUACUUGAUCGAUUAAUUGUACAAUUAUUUUUACCUAAUUUAAAUCAGAACAAUUUUGAAAUUGCUCAAAAACAACAUAUUACCUAUUUAAGUUUACUUAAUCAUUCUAUAUUAUCUCUUGAAAAUGCUAAGAAUUCUACUCGUCAACUUGUUUAUACAAAACUGGUAAACUCAGGUCUAAUGGAUAAUCUAGUCAAUUGUUUAUUAAAUAAAAUUUUAUCCAAUAACUCUUCUUAUUCAACAAACUUAAAUUCAGAAUUAAAAAUAAAACUAUGUACAGCUUAUUUAAUAUUUUUAGCUACAUUUGUUCGUAUUUUAUCGAUUUCUAAUAAUUCAUUAUUAUCAAUUCCACAAUUAAUUGGUCAAAUUAUUCAUUCAUUAUGUACAACUUCAUCCUUAACAACAACAACAACGUCGGUAUCCAAUUCCUUUCCAAUUAAUUUAAUUAGUCCAAUUAUUGAUAUAUUACUGUUGCUAACCCAUCAUAAAAUAUUUUUACCAAUUUUGAAAGAUACAUUUGAAUUAUGUAUUUGUGUUUUUCUACCUAUUUUAUCAACUAUUCCAAAUAUAGUCUAUACUGAUGAUGUACAAACGAUACAUCAAUUAAUUAUGAAUGCUUGUGUAAAUAAUAGUCAAUUAAUACAACAAUUAUUUGAAUUAAUAUUUACAAUUUUCUCAAAUAAUUUUUCUUUCUUUUUUACUCGUAAUAAUAAUAAUUCUGUUAGUAACACAACUAUUACAUCAUCAAUAAUCAAUAAAUCAAUGAUAUUAACACCAAUUAUGCAACGUUAUUCUUUGAAUAAUCCAGAUAUAUUUCAUCGUCUUAUGUUUAUCUUUUCUAUUGUAUUACAUCCAGACCAAGUUAAUUCGAGUUCAGUGAAAUUUAUUAUUGAAAAAUUAGUUCAUUUAAAUACAUCACAUAAGCUGUUUGAUUUAUAUGAUUUUAAUAAAACAUGGUUAUCUGUAUUUACUACAUCUAUAUUGAAUCUAUUAAUUGAUAAUAAGCAUAAUUCAUGUAAAGAUAUACUAACUGAAAGUGUAUAUUAUUUUGCUGCCUCAUUUACAUACUUAUCUUGUCCUCAAAACAGUUAUGAUUCUAGCAGAGGUAACGAUAGUUCUAAUGAUCAUUGUACUAUCAAUAAUAAUAACGAACAUCAAUCUAACGCUUUAUUUCACUUUGUGCAACAUUUCCUUCCAUCAUAUUUGAAUACUGUAGGAAAUUUAGACAAUAGUCAACGUAGCUCAGUUUUAUCCUGUUUCUAUGACACAAAUCAAAAGGAAUUAUACACUAAAGAUAUAACAGUAUUUAAUCAUUCCAUAGAAUUACUAGUUUACAAUAUACGAUAUUAUCGUACUAUUAAUUUGGGGAUGACAACAGUUUCACUGGCAAACUCUCAUACGUAGAUUUUCCAUUGGAUAUCCCAACAAUCUAUUGUAUGCUUCAAUCAUGGAGAAUUACACUCAUUUAAUGCUGUCAGUGAGCACACUAUCGAAUUUCUCUAUCAUUCAUGUGUUGUUGAUCACCAAUCAUUUGUUAUUUGUUCUGUGAGUACAAUAUUCUUCAGUGUUUAUGAGUUAUCUUAUUAUUAUUAUUUUUCUCUUUGAAAACUUCAGUUUAUAAUCUUUACAUUUUAAUAAUGCAUUUCCUGAACACACAAAAAUACCGACACACACACACACACACUUCUAAUUGUAUUUUUCUAUUGUUAGUUAUUUACAUAUUUUGGUCUUGACAAAAAACAAAAAAAAUUUGCCUUUGAUUUUGUUCUAUUCUGAUCAUAUUUUUUUCUUUUUAUCUAAUCUUUAUCUUAUUAUUAUUAACGUUAUCAUUAUUACUACCAUUAUUGUUUUCAUCGAUCAAUUUGGUUGUUUAUGUUUUCUGUGACCUGAGUCUUGUAACAUUGUUAGUCAAUUAGUCAAGUUGUUUUUUGCUUAUAUACUCAAUGUAAUAAUCGGAAAAAUAAUUUUAAAAAACUCAGCAACUAAGACCACAACUGAAAUCAUAAUUGCGUAUUUACCUUCCUUUUUUCUUAAUUCUGUAUUUUAUGAUUUGCUUGUUUGUUUGCUUGAUUUUUUCUCAUUACAUAAAACAAUUUUUUCAUAAAACCUUGUUUAGUUUCACUAUUAUUAUUGUUUCAACAUAAUCUCACAUUCCAUGUGCAUAGGAUUUGUACAGUUUUUUGAACAUAGUAAUAAUAAUACGAUUAACUGAGUGAUUAGAUGAGUUCUCAUUAUACAUAAUAAAUAAGUUGAUUGAUCUAUU
Schistosoma rodhaini is the source of this 6407-nucleotide messenger RNA. The record is from the annotation of a GenBank genome assembly. Lineage: Eukaryota; Metazoa; Platyhelminthes; Trematoda; Strigeidida; Schistosomatidae.